Molecule: messenger RNA, 3993 nt
Organism: Linum trigynum
Lineage: Eukaryota; Viridiplantae; Streptophyta; Magnoliopsida; Malpighiales; Linaceae
Source: the annotation of a GenBank genome assembly
GAGAUAGGUUAAGUGGACGGGUUCAUCGGGUAAGUGAGGCCGCUGGACGGCUGCACAAAUCCAUUUGUAGUCUUGUCACCGCAACUCAGGCCUCCACUCUCAAGCAGCCGCCGUGGGUCGAUCAAAUUCUCCCGCUCCGAUCUUCUGCUCUGGUUCUGAGCUGACACUUCGUCGGAGAAAUCAUGGCUCCGAAGCCGAAAGAUAAGGCGAAGCCUUCACCGGCGUCACCGCGGCAGCCGCCGCCUGCGAUUGAAGAUCUCUUCACCAAACUCAAUUCGCACAUCGAGGGAUCUGUUGAUCGGAACAACGAGCAAUCAGAGCUAAAAAAGGCCGUUCGAGUCGCUGACCAAGUUCUCUCGAUUGCGCCUGGAGACGAAGAUGCGCUCCGUUGCAAAGUGGUGGCGUUGAUUAAGAAUGAUAGUUACGACGAUGCUCUCUCGACAAUUCGCUCUGCUAAAGCGUUCAAGUUCGAUUUCCGCUUCGAAGAGGCAUACUGCUUGUACAAACAAAACAAAUUGGAUGAGGCAUUGGAGUUGCUGAAAGGGCAGGAGAGAAAUUCGGAGACAAUGCUGUUGGAAGCUCAGAUUCUGUUUCGUCUUGGCCGCAUGGCUGAUUGCAUUGAUGUGUAUCAAAAGCUUCGAAAGUCGGAGCUUGAUUCCUUAGAGAUAAAUCUUGCUGCGAGUUUGAUUUUAGCUGGGAGGUCUUCCGAAGUGCAAGGCAUGCUGGAUGCACUGCGGAUCAAAGCAUCUAGCAGCUACGACUUGGCAUUCAAUACUGCUUGUUCUUUGAUAGAAAUGAACAAAUAUGUAGAAGCCGAACAGCUAUUGCAGCAAGCAAGAAGAAUUGGCCAGGAAUCGUUGCUGGAUGCUAAUUGGGCGGAAGAGGACAUCGAAAUUGAAUUAGCUCCUAUAGGUGUCCAACUGGCAUAUGUUCAGCAGCUUUUAGGGCGACAAGAUGAAGCCAUUGAAGCUUACACAGAGAUGAUCAGCCCAAAUCUUGCAGAAGAUCUGCCAUCACUUGCUGUGGCUGUAAAUAACCUAGUUGCUCAAAGAGGGCCGAAAGAGGUGUCUGAUAGUCUGAAGAAACUCGAUCUCCUGAAGGAACAAGGAGGUGCUGACUACCGGCUUGCUGGUGCUCUCGACAAGCUCUCUCCAAAACAAAAGGAGACCAUAUAUGCAAAUAGGGUUCUCUUACUUCUUCAUGCAAACAAGAUGGAUCAGGCACGGGAACUUGUGUCAGCAUUGCCAGCUAUGUUCGCAGACAGUGAGAUGCCGGCAAUCCUUCAAGCUUCUGUACUAGUCAGGGAGAAGAAACCUGCCAAAGCCGAAGAAAUACUUGAUCAGUUCUCCAUCAAGUUCCCUCAGAAGUCCAAGGUCGCUCUUCUUGCAAGAGCACAGAUUGCUGCCAUCUCCAAUCACCACCAGAUAGCUGCCGACUCCCUCUCUAGAAUACCCGACAUCCAACACAUGCCCGCCACGGUGGCCACCCUUGUGGCACUCAAGGAGCGGGCUGGCGACAUCGAUGGCGCUUCUUCUGUGCUCGACUCGGCAGUCAAAUUUUGGUCAAAUGCCAUGACCGAGGACACCACCAAGUUGACUAUCAUAAUGCGAGAGGCAGCUUCGUUCAAGGUCAGACACGGGCAGGAAGCAGAAGCUGCCCGGCUGUACGAGGAGUUAAUAAAAACACAUGGCAGCAGCAUUGAGGCUUUGACCGGGCUGGUUAGUACAAUUGCCCGUGUGGAUGUUGAGAAGGCGGAGAGUUACAGGAAGAAGUUGAAGCCACUGUCAGUUCUCAAGGGGAUCGAUGUUGAAAGCCUGGAGAAGACAUCUGGGGCCAAGCAUGUUGAAGGGGCACCGCGUGAGGUCGCAGUGGAAGAAGGGAAGAAGGAGAAGCAGAAGAAGAAAAGGAAGAGAAAGCCAAGGUAUCCGAAAGGGUUUGACCCAGCGAAUCCGGGACCUCUGCCUGAUCCAGAAAGGUGGCUUCCGAAGAGGGAGAGAUCGAGUUACAGACCGAAGAGGAAGGAUAAGAGAGCUGCCCAAGUUAGAGGCUCUCAGGGUGCUGUAGCUAGAGAAAAGAAUGAACCUUCUGCUUCUUCGAAUGCUGCUUCUGCUCCUGCCGCUGGCACGAGCUCCAAUGCUACGAAAGCCCCAGCGGGGAAAGGUGCGUCCCAUUCAAAUCACUCAUCCAAGUCGUCGAAGAAGAAAUCGAGGAGGUGAUAGGGUGGAUACAAUCCUGAUUUGGAUUUAACCUGGGAGGAGACAAUCAUAAUUUCUGCUGUGAUGUUCUUGUAGUUCAAUCAGAAAUUCUUUUUAUUUGUGGUGCUAGAGAAUUUUUACCUUUACAAUUGAUAGUUACAAACGGUUUUGUGAGGAUUUCUAGCGGCGAAAAGGAAGGAUGCUUUGCUCUCUCUGCUUGGUAAUUUUUUUUUUAAUAAGAACUCUGCUUGGUAAUUUUGAAGCUUACACAUGACAGCUUUUGUUUCUGUUGCCUGUAUGAAGAAGUUUGGGGCUCAGUUAUAAAUUUUCCUAGGAGCAUGUGAUAGCGGGAAGAAAACCCCAAUGGAGCCCAAGUUUGGGUUUUAGCUGUUUAUAGAGUUGAUGAGAUAACGAGGUCAGGCCCAAGUGAACAAUAAUGUUAACACGAGUCAUGUCUUGUGUAGGGACGAGAUACGGGGGUUGUCAGAUUCACAACCCAUUUCAUAGCCCUUGGAUACGCUCUCUCUCUUGUCUCUUUCUUCUUUUUUUAAAUUAACGGUUAAAAUUAAAUGAAGGAUAUUUUGGGAAGGGUAAAAAUUUACCACACCCAAUCAUUAACCCUACCAUAUAAAAAGAACAAAAACCCUAACUCCUUCAUCCUCCCUCUCUCUCUCCUCCCUCUCUCCCGUAAACAUCACCGUCCGCCGACACCCUCCCCUUCUUCCCUCCCUCCACCUUCACCGCCGGCCAAGCUCCCUUUCUCCUCCUCCCCCGGCACCCCACCCACCACCAAUCCCUCAAUCCCCUUCCUCAAAGCCCUCCCCUUCCUCCUCCCACCGGCACCCCUUCCUCAAAGCCCCUUCCUCCUCCCACCACCAACCACCACAUCUCCUCAUUGAUCCUCCCUCAAUCCCCUUCCUCAAAGCCCUCCCCUUCCUCCUCCCACCGCCACCCCUGCCUCCCUCCUGCCUCCAUCUUUCCUCAUCCCUAUUUUUUUCCAGAUCUGAUUUUUUGUUUUAGUCUCUACUACUAGCGCUAUUGGUACGCUACCACUACUCACUGGUACCAAUACCAGUGGCUCCCCUAUCAUCUGGUACCACUACCAUCUGUUUUUUUUUUGUGUUAUUCACUAUUGGUACCGCUAGUACCACUACCAGUGCUAGUAGCGUUGUGUUAUUCUCUACUGGUACCGCUACCAAUAUGGUAGUGGUAGCGUACCAAUAUGGUAGUGGUAGCGUACCACUAGUACUGGUACAUUUUUUACUGGUACCGCUAGUACUGAUACAUUUUUUAACGUACUGGUAGCGUACCACUAACACUGGUAUAUUAAUUACCAGUAGACUAAAUAGAUUGGUACACUUUUUAACGCACUGGUACAUUUUUUCAGGUUGCCGGAGGGAGUCUGUCGGAGAGAAUUCGCCGGAGAAAAAGUUUGUCGGUCGAUGCGGAGUGGCCGCUGGAGAAAAGGAAGAGAGAGAGAGAUAGAUAGAGAUAUUAAUGUAUAGGAUUUAAAUUUCAAAAAAAUUGUAUUUAAUAUGGGUUUUUAAUUCCCAAUAUAAUUAAUACAAAAGAGGUAAUUAAUAUAUUCCUUUUUGCAUACCCAAAAUACCCUAGGUUGUUCACCGUAUCCCGUCCCGCUUGUGUACAGGCCAAGAUCGUCACAUGAAUAAGUGUUCUCAACUUUGAACUUCAUUAAAAUUUAAUUUAAUGUUUCACAUGAAUAAGUAAUCUCAACAUUGAACUUCAUUCAAAUUUAAUGUUUCAGAUUUAUCAAGUUUAAUGAAGGAUAAAAUGAUAA